GUUUAACAGAACGGGCCGUUAAACCUCUCAGCUUCCUUAACAGACGGCGCCAAACUGAGCCCCUGUCUCCGUCCGGCCCAAGCUCUGUCUACGGCGGAGCUGAUUGUUCCGCCAUGUCCACGGCCUCUCUUGUCUCCUCGCUCUCCGACAGCCUCCGGCAGGUCCCUCCGGUUGCUGUCCCGCCGUUGCUGGACUGUGUUCUAGCAUCAACUGGGGCAUCUCCUUCCUCACUGUUCGCCUCCCUCCUCACUUCUUUUCCUCUCCUCACUGAGGGUGAUCAAAGGGAUGGCCAGAAAUGGGAUGCUGCAGGAUGCAACCGUAUUGGGUCAUUUGUUCGGGCACUUUGCCAUCUUCUAAAACAACUUGGGACCAAUCAUGAUGCUUUGGAAUCUUAUAUCUGGAAAAUUUUCAUUCCACUGAUGAAGAGGGUUCAUUCUUUUGACCGCGAAAUGUUGAACCAAAUUGCAGAAUCAUUUUUCGAUGUUGUUGGGGAUACUAAUGCCUGGAGGAUCGUGGAGGUCACCUUGGUCCCAUUUCUUCUGAGAUCUAUUGGCAUGUCCAUUGGGAUGGUUUGUAAUUCACAAUUGGAUGUCUUUGAAUGGGGCUCAUUCACUGGCCAAUCCAGGAGCUUUAUGAAUUGUCCAGUAAUUGAGAACACGGAAAUGGUGUCCUCCUCUGGCUCCGUACUGGUACCGACAUCAUGCCAUAUAUUAGCCCAAAUUUUGGAUGCUGUUCUUGAAAGUGAGAAACUUGGUCCAGGGUCUGACAAGAUGUUUAAAAAUGGGUAUGGAGUAGAAAAGUUUGCAGGGAAGUUACUUUGGGAGCUCUGCCUUAUGUCUGAACGAUUGCUUCUGCAUAGUCCUCAGCAGCGGUCCUGUGCUAUCAACCUUCUUCUCCCAACCAUUUUUAGAGCUUACUUAUCUCAACCCCGCUUUGAAAUCUCACUUCCAGGCCAGACACAUAUAUUUUCCCGGAAGCUUUUCACUGAAAAGAUUUGGAAGUGUUGCAAAACAUUGUUUUCUCUAGGAAAUGUAGAGAGAAGGGAUGCAUACUGUGUACUCUCGCUGUGCUUAUCCUUUUCUCCACAUGAAGAAGAAUAUGAUCAUGCAGACACAAGCAACCAUGCUAGGGAGUUUGAUAUUAGAGAUGAUAAAGAAUUAUGGGAUGAAAUCAAGAGGGGUCUGGUUGAUAAGGAAAGCCUUGUGAGAAAGCAAUCACUGCAUAUACUGAAGAUGGCGCUUGGCAUCAGCGAAGGAAACCAAACUCAGUGUGAUCUAUCCGGCACUGAAUCAAGAGAAAAACAUUCAGAUACUCGUGUCAUGACAAAGAGAGAGAUUUGGGCUGAAAAGGAAGCGAGAUCGCUUGGCAUAGAGAGGGUGAGCAACUCAAUCGAUAUCAACCUAAACACCCAGCAGUCAUGGGAGGCAUUCAUACUUCUGUACGAAAUGCUCGAAGAAUACGGGACGCACUUGGUAGAAGCAGCUUGGACUCAUCAGAUAUUUUCCUUGCUAAAUUUUUGCAGUUCACAUGAUAAGUGUGGGAGCUGUAGCUCUGAAGGUAUUAAUCAACAUCUUCCAGUGUCUGGUGAAUUUUCCAACUGGUUAUCAAUCUUAUGGGACCGGGGCUUUCAUCACGACAAUCCUCAAGUUAGAUGCCUUAUCUUGGAAUCAUUUGUUGGGAUUGAAUGGAACAACUUUGGAAGCUGUGUAAAAGCAUUGCCUGAGUCUUUUGUCCUCGGUCCACUUAUGCAAGGGUUGAACGAUCCCAUCCAUCAUGAAGAUUUUGGCACGAAAGGAGUUUAUUCUUCAAAGGCAAUUGAAGGUGCAUCUCGGUUUUUACACCAAUAUACUUGUCAUCUAGGCAACAGGCAAAAACAGAUAGCGUUUUUGACUGAGCUUGCUUCCAUUACCAAGCGCCAGUCUUUUGGUAGAGCUGGAUUAAUGGCCCUUUCGGAAUGCAUUACUUCAGUGGCUCGUCGAAUCAGAAUCGACAAUGACAUUGAAGCAGAGAUAUUGAAAAAAACUUUUCCUCAUAAGCUUCAAGUGAAGCAGUCUACAGUUUGUUCACCCCUCAGUGAUAUGACGGAUCUAUUGGAUGCCCUCCGAUACGUUGUUGAAAGCUGCAAACAACAUUUUAAUCCUAAUUACCGCCGUCAAGUUUGUGACAAGAUAUUGGAGGCUGCUUCUUCUGUGGUUUGUUCAUUUUCUGCGCCUCUUCAGAUUCUUAUACAUUUCAUCGGCUCUUUUCCUCGGGAAUUUACAGUUUAUGGUGGUUCUUUACGAUCCAAAUUCCAUGCAUGGCUAUUGGGUUGUCGCAAGGAGCAAUGUAGUAACAACUGCUGCAGUUAUGAAUUGAAGCUUUUGACCAGCCUUAUAGAAUUUCCUGGAAAAUUCAUACGUUUUCAGAAUUCUGUUGGGGUUUCUUUUACAUUUGAUGAUGAGGAUUUGGCAGCCUGGGAGUCUGAAGCAAAAAGAUGGGCUAUGGUUCUUUUUCUUGUUGCAGAGGAGGAAUGUUAUUUAGAGCCACUUUUGACGUUUAUCCAAAAUCAUUGCACUAUCUUCAACCAAGAGAGUAUUGAUGAAGGGGUACCUGUGAAGUAUAUCAUCUUCAUAUUGAGCUUGCUUCUGGAGCUUCAAGAGAUGCGUGAGAGAGGUUUCAAAUUUGGUAACAGUUUUGGAGUAAAGUCAGAACAUGGUUCUCUUGUGGAUGCUUUAAAUCCUUUGGAAGCUUCCGGUAUCAAUGGGAAGUUUCUGUGCAUAUUUACUCGUGUCCUGAAGAAUUUGGUUGCAUAUGCCAAUGUAUCAUGUUCAAUAUUCUGGUCAAGCUUUACAAUGAAAGAUGCACAAUUGCCUGGUUCUGUAAAGGGAAAGCUUGGAGGACCUAGUCAACGGCGCUUAUCAACGUCUCUCACUACAGUUGUGCUGCAAGCUAUAAUGUCCGUGAAGGCUGUUGCCUCAAUCUCUUUAUGGUGUGCGGAGAUGAGAUGUGACGUAUCACUUGAUUUCUCUUUCAACUUUUUGUGGGAUUUCUUAUGGAGAACUAUUUCUUCUUCUAUCUCUGAUUCAGAGAUGGGGGCAGAACUUCAUCUUGCAGCAUAUGAAGCUUUGACUCCAGCUCUGAGAACUUUGGUCUCGGCCUUCUCUCAAUUAGCUUCAGAUCUCGUGUGGGAAAAGGAUAAAUCUAUGACACAGAAACCAGAAGGCAAACCCCAGUUGGAUUCCCUAGUCUUUACUUUUCUCCAAAAUGUCAAUGAUCUUCUGGCAAUAAAGUACCUGGCACGAACUCGACGGGCAGUUUUGAUGAAUUGGAAGUGGCAUUGCCUAGAGUCUCUGUUGUCAAUUCAUUUCAUCGCUCAAAAGAAUGGGAUACAAGUUAAGGGCAACAAAUUUUUCUUCUCGGAUGCUGCUGUCAGAUUGAUUUUCAGCGAGCUUGUUGAGAGCCUUGAAAAUGCUGGGGAGGAUUCCGUUCUACCCAUUCUGAGAUCAGUCAGAUUGGUUUUGGAGCUCUUUGCUUCAGGGAGGUCGGGAUCAGUUGUUUCCUCACGUGUUCAUAUGGAUACUCAGAUGAUGUGGCAGCUGGUUCGUUCCUCUUGGAUCCUGCAUGCAAGCUGCAACAAGAGGAGAGUAGCGGCUAUUUCUGCACUGUUAUCAUCUGUUCUGCAUCCUUCUGUGUUCAGUGAUGAGAGCAUGCAUAUUAGCGAAAGUGCAUUUGGGCCCCUCAAAUGGUUUGUUGAAAUGGUUCUCGAGGAAGGUACGAAAAGUCCGCGAACGAUUCGUCUAGUUGCAUUGCAUUUAACAGGACUGUGGCUUUCAUGUCCAAGAAUCUUGAAGUGCUACAUUAAAGAGCUGAAGCUUUUGUCACUCUAUGGUUCUGUUGCAUUUGAUGAGGAUUUUGAAGCUGAAUUAUCUGAGAAUCGCGAUGCGAAGAAUGAAGUAUCUGUACUAGCAAAGAUCCCUGAACCUGAAUUAACUGAAGUUUUUAUAAAUACGGAGUUGUAUGCACGUGUCUCCGUCGCUAUCCUGAUUAGUAAGCUCGCCAACCUGGCCGAAAGGGUGGGAUCUGCCAAUGAGAAUGAAGAUUGUAUUGCUGCACUUGAAGCUGGAAAAUUGUUUCUAUUAGAGCUUCUUGAUUCCGCGGUAAAUGAAAAGGAUCUUGCGAAGGAGUUGUACAAGAAGUACAGCGCGAUACACAGGCGCAAAAUACGUGUUUGGCAGAUGAUAUGCGUCUUGACCCCAUUUGUUCGUGAAGAUAUAGUGGAGCAAGUUACCCAUAGCUUGCACAUAGCCCUAUAUCGAAAUAACUUACCUGCCGUUCGCCAAUACCUAGAAACAUUUGCAAUCAAUGUUUACUUGAAGUUCCCAUCAUUGGUGAGGAAGCAGUUAGUUCCCAUCUUACGAGAUUAUGGUGCGAGGCCUCAGGCACUCUCCUCCUAUGUAUUCAUAUCAGCAAAUGUGAUUCUACAUGCAUCUGAAUCGGUCCAGUCCAUGCAUUUGGAUGAUUUACUUCCUCCUAUCAUUCCACUUUUGACCUCACAUCACCACAGUCUACGCGGAUUUACUCAGUUACUGUUAUAUAAAGUAUUAUGCAAAUUUUUCCCUCCAAUAAGCUUUGGAGCCUUAGAAAGUACAACUCUAGAGAAGAAGUCCUUCGAGGAUUUGAAGGAGUACCUGGCCAAGAAUUCUGAUUGCGCACGUUUACGGGCAUCAAUGGAAGGUUACCUCGAUGCUUACAACCCUUAUCUCUCAGCUACUCCAACAGGAAUUUUUGUCAAUCGGGUUGAGGAGCUCGAAUUUGAAUGUGUCCCGACAUCCCUCAUGGAUCACGUGCUCAACUUUUUAAACGAUGUGAGGGAAGAUCUUAGAUGUUCAAUGGCAAGGGAUGUAGUGACCAUCAAGAAUGAGGGCUUAAGGAUUGAUGAACAACAUGACUCCCAAGAAGCAUCUUCUCUUCCCAAUGGCAGUAACUCCCAGCCAGCUGAAUAUGCUUCCAUGGACUUUCAGAAAAAGUUUACUCUUUCAAAACAUGAGAAGCAAGAUGAUGGACUUAGCUCCUUCAUGGGUCUCAAUGAAACCUUAAAACAACUCUUAGAGACGGAGAAGGAGGAUCAGCUCGUGGACCAGCUAUUGCAGUCAAGACUCGUGACAUUAGAUAGAAUCAGAUCCAGUAGGCAGAAUAUUAUCCUAGUGGCAUCUCUAAUAGAUCGAAUCCCCAAUCUUGCUGGACUUGCACGGACUUGUGAGGUGUUUAAGGCUUCUGGGUUAGCUAUUUCUGAUGCUACUAUAUUACGUGACAAGCAAUUCCAACUCAUCAGCGUGACAGCGGAGAAGUGGGUUCCAAUAAUGGAAGUACCUGUAAAAAGCUUGAAGGGUUUCUUGGAGAAGAAGAAGCGUGAAGGCUUUUCGAUACUAGGAUUAGAGCAGACAGCUAAUAGUGUUCCUCUUGAUCAGUAUACGUUCCCGAAGAAGACGGUUCUCAUCCUAGGACGUGAAAAGGAGGGAAUACCGGUGGAAAUAAUCCAUAUACUCGACGCUUGCAUUGAAAUUCCGCAGCUGGGAGUUGUUCGAUCGCUGAAUGUUCACGUUAGUGGAGCCAUUGCUCUCUGGGAGUAUACUCGACAGCAGAGAUCCUGAUACCUAACUGAAUUCUUAAAGAUCCGUUGUAGGCUUGUAGCUGUCAACUGACCAUUUUUCGAUGUUUACGGCAGUAAUGUAAUGAUCCUGUCCAUGGAACAGUACUGUAUUCUUUGAUCAUGGGCAUAUAAUCUCCUUUUGCUAUGUAUAAAAGGGACGAACCGGAAGGCAAAUCAAAAGUUUUGCAUCAAA
Punica granatum (pomegranate) is the source of this 5822-nucleotide messenger RNA. Lineage: Eukaryota; Viridiplantae; Streptophyta; Magnoliopsida; Myrtales; Lythraceae. The record is from RefSeq and is a predicted model, not a curated record.